AUGCAGUCACAGCAAGCUCGUCAGUUUUACCUGAUCACUGCUCCGAGAACAGGAUCUCACCUUCUUCUUAAGAUCCUGGCACUGGAAGAUCAACCCAAUGUCUUAUUUCGUGAGACUGGAGGGUACUUCUUUCUGCCACUAAUAGUCCUAAGGGAAGAGCUGCAAACCUCUUGGAAACAUCUCGACAGCCUGACCGCGGAGCAAAAGACCAAGGAACAGGAGUGUAUGGAGAGUUGUCUCCGUGAUUUUGAACUGCAUGCCGAGAGAGCAAAUAUAGAAGGAAAACUUGUCAUUGUGAAAGAGCAUUCUUAUUUCCUGACGGACCCGGUUGCACAGUCACGAUUUCUAUUUGGCGAAGAAAGUUUCAAUGUAGAGACACCUCUAAAGUUGCAAACUUCAAAUAGUUCCAUCCCGGAAACAUCUCACUCGGUCCACAACGAAACAUUUCUGUCAGACGAAAUCCUGAAAGCAUGGCAUCCGAUAUUUCUCAUUAAACACCCGGCGUUGGCCUUUCCUUCGUAUUAUAGGGCCUUUUUGAAGGGCUACGGAGAGGAAUUUACGAAGUCGAUUGCAGGACAGAGGGAGUUCCAGAUGGUCAUGACAAUGCGAUGGACACGCAAGUUGUAUGACUUUUACAGCGAAUGUAAGGCACCCCCUGUAUUCGCAAAGAAUCAGGCCACAUGGCCUAUUGUCCUGGAUGCAGAUGACAUCCUCUGCAAUCCAUCCGUCGUCACCAAACUCUGCGAUAUUGUUGGGAUCGACAGUGAUAGACUGCGCUACACUUGGGACAUGAAUCAGAUUCAACAGGAUCUCUCGGUAGAAGCAUUCACAACGACACUCAAUAAUUCUACCACCAUCGAUACGACGAAGGUUGCGGGGGAUAUUGAUCUCAGUGACGAAGCAAAAAAAUGGAGGGCUGAAUUUGGAGAUGCAGAGGGAGAAAUGAUAGAGGGGCACACCCGUGCUGCCAUUCCCGACUAUCUAUUCUUGAGGUCCCAGAGACUGAGGGCAUGA
Messenger RNA from Penicillium subrubescens, 1014 nucleotides. RefSeq lists its product as uncharacterized. Bases 1 to 1014 code for a protein of 337 amino acids. Lineage: Eukaryota; Fungi; Ascomycota; Eurotiomycetes; Eurotiales; Aspergillaceae. The transcript has a single exon. The record is from RefSeq and is a predicted model, not a curated record.